AACUUUCUCACUGGCACUUUCAUCUAGAUUUACUAGUGAAUAAUGACCAUUUUACAACUUUGGUUGUGAGAAAGAUUUGAUGAUACCACUGGCUAAAGAGAAUAAGUUGAGUGAGCUCAAGGAAAAUUGGUGAUUGGUGAAUGGUGAGAUGCCACUGGUGAAUGGGAAGAACUUGACUCUGGACAGGCCAUCAAGAAUGGGUAUAGAAAGAGGCUCAGGAUCAUCGGAGAAGGAUCAGGAUCUUCCUAGUACCUCCACUGAUCAAUCCAAGAAAUACUAUCGCCCCCUUGGCAAGAGGUCAUCAGAAGAGAACUCGUGGUGAGCAAGAAAGUGCGAUGAGUCCCAUCAUGAUGCAUCGGGAGGAAAGUGAAGUGAAUCAUGUUGACGAGUCCACCUCCCUUCAUAAUAGCCCCUCCGUCCCUUUACAAUACAAGAGGGAGAUGUCACAUAGGGUGUUUGUAAAUCGGAGUCUGCAUCUAGAGAAAAUCAAGUUCUUUGGCUUCGACAUGGAUUACACUCUUGCCAGUUACAGGAGUCCUCAAUAUGAGACAAUGGGGUUUGACCUGAUCAGGGAGAGAUUGAUUUCGAUUGGGUAUCCAGAAGAUUUGCAAAAUUACGUUUAUGAUCCCUCCUUCCCCAUCAGGCCUGAAGUAUACAGUCUGUACCCAAAUAAGUUCAUCCAACUUGAUGAAUCUCGUGUGUAUAUCUUGAACACUCUCUUCAAUCUCCCUGAGACAUACAUGCUUGCCUGCAUCAUUGAAUACUUCUCCCAAGGAACAACUAAUGACCAGAGAACUGCCAAAGGAGUGCGUCUAGGAAACUGCUUCAUGUCCUACAAGAGCAUCUUCCAGGAUGUGAGGAAUGCAGUGGACUGGGUGCAUCUGAAGGGGUCUCUGAAGCAGAAGACUUUGGAGAACCUGGAAGAAUAUGUGCUACGUGAUGACCGCCUUCCUAUCCUCCUCUCUCGAAUGAGAGAGAAUGGAGCUAAACUCUUUCUUCUUACCAACUCAGACUACUUUUACACAUCCAAGAUCCUUGAGUAUCUAUUGCCUGAAAAAGAUGGAAAGGACUGGAAGGCUUAUUUUGACUACACAGUUGUGAAUGCAUCCAAGCCCCUGUUCUUUGAGGAUGGCACCAUCUUGAGGCAGGUGAACCCCACUACUGGUGCCUUGAAGCUGGGCAUGCACACUGGACCAUUGGAAGAGGGCUGUGUUUAUUCUGGAGGUUCUUGUGAUGUGUUCAGUGAUCUGAUUGGGGCCAAGGGGAGAGAUGUUUUAUACAUUGGUGACCACAUCUAUGGGGACAUUCUGAAGUCGAAAAAGAUCCGUGGCUGGAGGACAUUCCUUAUGGUCCCAGAAUUAGUCCAGGAACUCACAGUUUGGACAGAGAAAUGCAGUCUUUACCAGAAACUCCAGCACUUGGAUAUAAUCCUUGCUGACUUAUAUAGGGACCUAGACAGCAGCACCAGGGGGAAGCCAGGUGAAGUGGGACGAGUGCAGCGAGCCAUUCGGUCAGUGGCUCAUGAAAUGGAUCUCUCAUAUGGAAUACUUGGGAGCCUCUUUCGAGCUGGAUCUCAGCUCACCUUCUUUGCCAGCCAAGUCUCUCGUUAUGCUGACCUCUAUGCACCCACCUUCCUCAAUCUCAUCUACUAUCCUUUCUCUUACAUGUUCCGUGCUGCUCCCAUGUUUAUGCCACACGAGUCAACAGUGGCACAUGAGCAGCAGCCUCCUGAUACUCCAAUCCUGUCUCGCUCUCGCCGGGAUUCUCUCAUCUUGAGUCUCAUGGAAAAUGACAAGAAUGACCCAGAAUCAGGGAAGUUGGAGAGAAGUAGCAGUGUGCAGAUUCCAUCUCUUCCCAAGAUGGACACCAUGCUGCAUGAUGAUGAAGAUCCUGAUGAAGAUGAGGCUUCUCCAAAAUCCUCUUCUGAUUGAUAUUAUAUUACCUCUUCUUUCUUUUGAGUUUCUCUUUUCUCAUCUUCUUUUUGUCAUUUUAUCAUGGGAUGAAGGAAUUCCAGGUGUUGAUAGUCCUGCCAGUCUAGUCUAUGAGGACAUAACCAAUAAGAAUCAUGCCAAAGUGUCUUACCUUUUGGGUGUUCAUCAUAGAGUAUUCUUUUUUCUCAUUAUUGCACUCCUAUCUUGCUUCUUUUUGGUGUGCUUUUGCUUUGUGUCCAAUAUGCUUGCAGAGAAUCUCUACUACACCAGUAUGUUAUGCAGAUGUUCUUUUGUACCACAAAUAGCUAGUGGCCAAAACUAUAUUAAAUUGUGAUCAUUUUGA
Molecule: messenger RNA, 2274 nt
Organism: Darwinula stevensoni
Lineage: Eukaryota; Metazoa; Arthropoda; Ostracoda; Podocopida; Darwinulidae
Source: the annotation of a GenBank genome assembly